AUGGAGGCCGUAACGACAGCGACUGCGGCGAGGGAACCUGGUGAAGGCCGCACUGAGCCCAGUCCUGGGCACUGGGGGGAGCUGAGCUGGAUGCCGGUCCUAUCCAGACCCCAGGACAAGGCGGAAGCAGCAGAGGGAACGCCCAGGGCCCUAGACGCCGACGCCCCUGAGGUGGAGGACCCGGCGGUGAGUGCCAUGCUUCGCGCAGUGGCUGCCAGCCGCCUGCCCGUGUGCAGCCAGCAGCAGGGCGAGCCCGACCUGACAGAGCGGGAGAAGGUGGCCAUCCUGGGCCAGCUGUACCACGAGAAGCCGCUGGUGUUCCUGGAGCGCUUCCGCACAGGCCUCCGGGAGGAGCAUCUGGGCUGCUUUGGACACUUGCGCGGUGACCACCGUGCAGACUUCUACUGUGCCGAGGUGGCCCGGCAAGGCACCACCCGCCCCCGCACGCUGCGCACCCGCCUGCGUAACCGCCGCUACGCUGCCCUGCGUGAGCUCAUCCAAGGGGGCGAAUACUUCAGCGACGAGCAGAUGCGCUUCCGGGCCCCACUUCUGUACCAGCAGUACAUCGGGCAGUACCUAACCCAGGAGGAGCUCAGCGCCCGCACCCCAGCCCACCGGCCGCCCACACCUGGCCCCCCCGGCACGCCCACCUGCCCGCUCUCCGACCUGCUGCUCCAGUCCUACCAGGAGCAGGAGCUGCAGCAGCGGCUGCUCCAGCAGCAGGAGGAGGAGGAGGCCUGCCUGGAGGAGGAGGACGAGGAGGAGGAUGAGGAUGAGGAAGACCAGAGACCUGGCAAAGACUCAGAGGCCUGGGUCCCCGACUCAGAGGAGAGGCUGAUCCUGCGGGAAGAGUUCACCAGCCGCAUGCACCAGCGCUUCCUGGAUGGCAAGGACGGGGACUUUGACUACAGCACCGUGGAUGACAACCCCGACUUCGACAACCUGGACAUCGUGGCCCGGGAUGAGGAGGAGAGGUACUUCGACGAGGAGGAGCCCGAGGACGCGCCCAGCCCAGAGCUGGACAGGGACUGA
Messenger RNA from Rangifer tarandus platyrhynchus (Svalbard reindeer), 1032 nucleotides. Lineage: Eukaryota; Metazoa; Chordata; Mammalia; Artiodactyla; Cervidae. The record is from the annotation of a GenBank genome assembly.